UUUCGCGGCACGCGGCACCGAGAUGCGAGGCACCGAAGUCCAAAGACCGAACCCGUCGCACUGCGCACAAUCGCCUUCAACUAGCGUCAAUCGAGGCAGAAGGGCAAAGUGACGGGCAACACUAGGCGCAGCAGCUAGCUAGCUAGCUAGCGGGAUCGGACUACCCUGGGUGCCACCCCCGGGUUGGUAGUGCCCGUCCGUCAGUCGAGUGGACGAGUGGUGUUUCGAUCGGCAGUCGCAUCCCCUAGCCGCCCAAUUUUUCUUUUCCAACCCGAACUCACCCAGCAAGCGCAGCGUUACGCGUCCGUUACUACCAUGGCAGGCUCGAAGGUCGCGAUGGUUCUGGCGAUGGUUGGCGUGGUACUGCUGGUGGCGAUCCAGGCCGCUUCGGUACCGGAGCAGCGUUCCCAUCUCGAUCUGGCCGAGGUGGACUCGAGCGAGGAGCGCACCGGUGCGAUCGACCGUGUGAAGGACUUUUUCGGCGGUCUGUCGACCAAGGUGAAGGAGGGCGUCCAGGACGGGGUGGUCAAGGUGAAGGCAGGCGUCCAGCAGGGUGCCUCGAAGGCGAAGGAGUACGCAUCGAACGUGCGCGACUACCUCCGUGACACCUUCUCCAGUAACUCCAAGGAGGCAGACACUGCUGGUGCUGCUGCGACGACGGCGACGACGACGACAACCGUCAAGGUACCAUUGGCAGGCCACUGAUGUGACCGUGCACUUUCUAUUCUUUCCGCUCCCACGCGACAGCCACGAACAUUCUAGCGCCCGGACGGUCUGCUCUCUCUCUCUUUCCUGCUUUGCCUUGUCUGUGUAACCGAAGGUGUGCUGGUGUGAGUGUGUGUCGCGGGCUUCUGGCAAUAAAUUAGCUCUUGUUUUGCAUCGUA
This is a messenger RNA of Anopheles aquasalis, 884 nucleotides long. RefSeq lists its product as uncharacterized. NCBI's taxonomy places the organism in Eukaryota, Metazoa, Arthropoda, Insecta, Diptera, Culicidae. The record is from RefSeq and is a predicted model, not a curated record.